AUAUUUUUUGGUAGAUGUGGGCACGCUAAUCGAUAAACGAUAGCACACCUGCUCAUAGCCUGACAACUCUGCCCCUGCCUCUUGCUCGUUUGUAAUUGUAUAUUGUAUAUAUAUACAUAUAUAUUCAUACAUAUAUAUGUCCGAGUCCGAGUGUGGAAUUAUCAUUUUUUUGUUGCCGAAAAACAGUGUUCCGUGGAGAGAGCUGGCGGCAUCCUAAAUGGCAUUGCACCAUCGCCGGGAGCGAGCCGAGCGACGAAUACCAACGAAUACCAGCGUCCCGUAUCCAAGAUUCUGUGUCUAGCUCCCCGAUUCUCGAUUUCCAGCUCGCGACUCCUGAGGCGGCUUUCCAGUUCCGGCCGCCAGAUCAGCCAGAGCGGCCAGAUCCACCAUGUGCGAGGUGUGCGCGGACUUCCAGAAUCUCCUCGAACUAUACGAGGUGCGCGUGGCCAGCUCGGAGCUUAAGUUCCAGUUGCUGCUGAAGAGCGAGAUCGAGACAAGCUUCAACUACAUCCAGUCGUGGCCGCAGCGCCAGUGCAUGUGCCUCUAUCGGGACACAAAAAACUAUGACCGCUUCAACCUGGUGGUGCAGUCGCUUAUUUGCCUUACGGUGCAGCAUUUGAAACACAUCGACCAGCUCAUCGAUAACUACAAGCGGUUGACUGCGAGCGCCGCUCAAGUGGUGGCCCAGGCGCAAGCCCAGCAAAGGGAGCAGCGGGAUCAACAUCGGGAGGAGCCAUCGGACAACCCAGUGGACGGCAAAGACUCUGCUCCUUCGAGCGAUGAGAAUAAGAGGGAGGAGCAUGGUGAUAGCGCCGCCGCUGGCGAUGGGCCGGCGAAAAAGGUCGGUCCCAGCACUCCCCCACCUCCGCCACCACCGCCGCCAUCUGUUCAGCACAAAACCCACCUGCAGUACACUGAGGAGCCCUGGAUCCUGCCCGAAGUGGAGAAGCUAUUGGUGCUUGUUUCAAAGGUGUUCUUGCUCAACUUCCCGCUGUACAUCGCUCACAAGCACGGCAUGCACUCGCGUCUGGACGAUUUGCAAGCAGAAGAGGCCCAUCACCUGGCCCUCAUUUGCGACCUGCACGACAACGACCUGCCCAUUUACCUUCUCCGGAACGUGAGCCUCUUCUGUAACUCCGGUGGGUUCGGUGCAAUGUCGCUGUGCUUCGAGCACCCGGACCUACCGGUGUCCACGGCUCACUCUAUGACUGCUGCUGUCUCGAACGUGAAGCUCUGGCUCAACUAUCACUGCAACACGCAGCUGUUCGUACCGCUGCGCAGCCGCAUUCUGCAGUAUAUGUGCAAGCUCUCGGACCAGAGUCUGCGCUCAGCCGCCACGCGGGCCAUGGCCGAUUUUGUGUGGUCCUCGAUGCGGGAUCCCCUGGACGUGGCUGUCAACUUUGACACCGAGGGUCUGGCUCUGGCCUUCAAGUACUUCACGUCUACAACUCUUACGAUGCGGCUGGCAGGUAUGGCUCAAAUAAAUGCACACAUCAACUUGUUCAACGAAAUCUGCACCACGGAGACGGUAAAUGAGGUGGAACUCUUCGGUCAAAGGAUUGCCAAUUGGCUGACAGAGAACCACAUUGUGCAGCAUCUCUUUGGGCCGAACCUUCACGUGGAAAUCGUGAAGCAAGCUCAUGUGCUACUAAACUUCCUGGCGGUCGAAAACCAGAUCUCCGAGGAAGACAUCAAGCUCAUCUGGCAGGCUACCCAGCUCAAGCACUGCUCGAAGACAAUCUUUGACAUUCUUCCGUCGCUGGUUAAGAACCUGGCGCCUCGUCCUGCGAUGCAUCUCUACUCGCUUCUCUGCCGCAUGGACCCCAAGGAUCACACCGAACAGAGCAUUUACAUUGCAUCUGCACUGACCAAGUUGCUUUGGACCCGGGACUGUUCCCGCAGCCAAAUGAACCUCAUGCAGGACCACUUGCUGGGUUCGAAUGUCACAGCUUCCAGUUCGGACAGCGGCAGCAUUGAGGGCAGCAACACGGAGGACGACCAUGUGGGUGCCGACGAUAGCAGCAUCGCCAGCGGAGGAGCUGGUGGAGGUGCAGGCCACAAAAGCCCCAUUGACGGAGUCACUCCCUGCAAGCAGGCAAGGCACCGACGACACAUCUGCGACCCAACCACCGAGAAGGGAAAGCAACUGAGCCCUGAUGAUAUGGCAAAAGUUGAUAUAGUAAACAACCGCAUCGUUAACAUCAUUGACAAUACGAGCAGUGAGGAGGAGCUGCAAUCGCGGGCCGCCUUGGAGCUGCAACUACAUCGAAGUCGGAAGAAAACCACGAACAAACGGCGUCGCCAAAAGGCCAGCAAACAGAUUCUUCUGCCCCACGAGCUGGUGGAGAUCUGGGACGGAGCCGAGGACGUUCCCAGCAGCGACGAUGCGGACGCCGACGGUGAUGGCGAUGGAGAUGCUGAAGGCGAAGGCGAGCUGUUGGCGGAUAGCGACGAGUGCAGCGAUGGAGCAACCAGUCAGCUUGUACCCGCUGCUGUUCUCAAGCACCUCCAGGGCGAGGGGCCCUACAUCCGGGCCAUCGAAACAAAUAUCAGUGAGUUGCUUAGCGGAGCCGAGAACGACGGCAGUUAUUCUUCGCCGAUGAGCAACAAGUCGGAGAAAAACCUGGCUGAUUUCGAUGACGAGGAUGUGUCGCCCUGCGAAGAGGAACUGGCACAAUUGGUCAGCUCCCGGGCUAACUGCCGUGAAGUUCCGCCGGCCUUCGCCGCCGCUGCCGCCGCCAUGAUGGUGGCCCAGUCGGCGAUGGCCAUGCAGAAAUCAGGAGAGAGUAAUGUUGCCGCAGCAGCUGCUGCUGUAGCGGCCGCCGCUGCUGCCACUGGAAAUGCCCAGCAACAGCUGGUGGCCAUGAAUCGACAAGCAACUGCUGCCGCUGCAGCUGCUGCGGCGGCCAAAGCCAAGUCGGAUUCGGAUGUGGAUCUCUUAGAGGUGGCAACCGCCAGCAAGCAGCAUCACUCGCCCAAGGCGAGUCAAGGCAACUCUGUUGGUCCUGCCUCCAUGCAGCCCUCCUUCAAGCUGAACGACGUCUGUCAGCCGGGAAAUACGUUGCUAUGGGAUCUCCUCCAGGACGAUAAGAUUGGUCAACUGGGUGAGUCUCUAGCUCUGGAGGCGGAAAAGGCCUUGGCCACCCUGCUCUGCUUCAGCAUGGACCGCCAGUUGAGGACGAAGUUCAUCGAAGGGUGCUUGUAUAAUGUGGCCAACAACCGAAGCGUCAUUGUGAGCCUGCGGCUGCUGCCAAAGCUGUUCGCAUCGUUCCAGCAAUUUCGCCCAUCGGACACCCAUUCCAUGACCCUAUGGGCAGAGCGCAACCACCGGAUGAUGCACUGCUUCUUCAACAACAUUCGCUACUAUGCCCGGCGACAUGCCGAGCAGCUGAUAACUCAGAACGGAGACCAACAGCAACAGCAACAGUACCAGCUCUAUACGCACAAGACUCAGGUCUCCGUACGGCUGCAGUUUCUUUCUUCGAUCUUCUCAACGGUUGGCUCGCCAAAGAGUUUCCGCCUCACGCUCGAACAGCUGGACUCUCUGUGGGAGUGGCUGGCCCACGAUCCGGAGUGCGCCGACUGCUACUUCUCGUGGCUUCAGGCCCAGGCCAAGGGGGGCGACCAGCACGCUCUCGGAAUUGAUGCGCUUCAGCAUUUGUAUCUUAAGAAACUCCCGGAGCUGCGACCGGAGGAGUUCUCUAUGGUUGCGCUGGGGCUGUUCCAGCAGCUCUGCAGUUUCGCUCGCAUUGCCAUGGCCGAGUACGACAAGCAUAGCGAUCAGAUCUCGUCCAGUGCCAGCGCCGUGGGAAUGUAUCACUUGUGGAAAAUAGCCCUGCGUGCCCAGAGUAACGAAGUGUCGCUCGCGGCCAUCCAGUACAUCAAUAUGUACUACAUGGGUCAGCAGCUGCGGUUGGAAAAGGAGUUUGUCUCCCAGUGCAUGGACAACCUGGUCCAGGCGGCCACGGCCCUGGAAAGCAUUGAUGACGAAAACGCCCUCAUGCGAGUACAGCGUGGACUUCUGCUGCUGAAUACCCACCUGGACACUUUCCGGCGUCGCUAUGCCUUCCACUUGCGCCGCUGGGCUAUUGAGGGGAAGGGAAUCGGUUCGCACAGUAACCUUAAGAACGAAGGAGCAGGACCUCCGCUGCGGAUCGUUCUCCAACAGGCAGGGCUGUCUGAGAAAAGUCUGCUGCAGAUGCACGCCUGCGAUCUGAUUGCGGACCUUAAGGCGGAAGUGUCCAAGUGGUGGGAAAGCCUACAGACUGGAUUGGCCGCUCCGGUGCUGGGCCUGCUCCUCAGCGACGGUCCCCUGCGCAUCAUUACCCAGGGACAGGAGCUGACCUCGGAUUAUGACGAGCGAAGUCUGGGCGAUGCCGGAUUCAAGGAUAAUCAGAUCGUAUACGUGUCGCUGGGAGGCAGGGGAGCCCGCAGAAAGGAAUCCAACCUGGAACACCCGUCCAUGCUGCCACCCCCGCCCAAGGAGUGCCUGCCCACGGUGCUCCUGCUGCAGCCCAAGUACUUCGAAAAGCUCUUCUGCUUGAUGCAGACCCUGGGAGACAUGAAGCCGCAAGCUACGGCCACGAAUCUCCAGCACCAUACCAAGGCGCAACUGCUGUCGCGUCGAGUGUGGGACAUCCUGGCUAUGCUGCCCACCAAUCCGCACAUACUGGAUGCCUUUAAGAGCUUGGUGACGGACCUCGCUGAAGUGGAGCACCUUGACGCCACUGGCGAAGAGGAGCAGCUGGCCGCUAAGCGGAAGCAGAUAAAGCAGAAGUUCCGGGAUCUGCUGGACCCUAACAACCUUCAGAAGUUCAUGUAUUCGCUGCACAUUGUGGAGAGCCUGGCCUUGAGUUCCGGCUCCAGGCGCCUCGAAUCCAAUGGUAAUCAGGAACAGAUACGAAUCAAGAAAUCCUCUGUGGGCCGCAGGCGUAACAGCAACGAACCCCCUACUCUAGAAGCCAAACAAGGCAAAGAGCAGUUGUGCGAGUUGGAAGCCCCUCUGACGCCCACACCGAAUCCAGGCCAGCAGGAUGGGGAGACGGAGGCCAGUAGCAGCAGUGGAGGGGACAAGGAGAACCAGCCCAAGCAGCACAGCAAGCGGCAAAAGAAAAGCGACGCCCUGGAGCACGAAAAGGAGCGUCCACUAGGCUGCUCCACUCCCCCUUCGCCGGCUCCUCCUCUGGCCGCUCUCUCCGGAAUAGAUCGGACCGAAAACAAGUGGAGCGAGGCAUUUGUCAAGUGCGGUGGCCUGCGGCAUCUCUACGAGAUCUUCAGCGGCGGGCAGCUGCAGCAAAGUGCUCAUCCCAAGGAGCUAGCAUUGAACGAGUGGCGGCAUGACUGCCUGGCCAGCUUGCUGAGAAUCCUGUGGCUGCUGGGCUUCGAAGAGCUGCAGUCGCCAGAUGUUCAUGUGCUAAUGUCGCGUCCACAUCCGUUCAUGCUGCAGCUGAUGGAGGUGCCCCAGUGCUUGGUUCGUCUCUCCUCGAUCCUAAACGAUGAAGUGCAUCAGCAGCAACAGGCGGUGAGCUCGGCCAGCUCGCUGGUCUUCCCCUAUCAAUUCCACCAGCUGCGCACAGGAUUCUGGGGACGCUCCCAGCUCAUCCAGUUCGCUAUGAAUAUCCUGGUGAGUUUUGUGCACGCGUCGGCGGAGGCUAGGAGGCUUCUCUGGGCGCAGUCGGACACGGACCACUGCCGUUGGCUUCAAAAGUUUAUCCUCGAGGACCCGGAGCCGGCGGUACGACGGGAAAUCUGCGCGGGGCUCUACCGCAUAUGCUUGGGAAACGCACACAGCUACCGGCUGCUGCUCGCUCCACUGCUGCACAAGUUGAUAGCCUUGUUGCCAUUGGCCGAGCAGAUGAGCUCCGCCACCCAGCACACGCAGUUCCUGCUUUCCGAAGAAGGCAAGGAGCCGUACGGACCCGCCUGCCGUGACUACUUCUGGCUGUUAGCCCGUUUGGUGGACACUCUCUCGCCGGAGAUGGUGGCCGAGGAACAUAUCGAUAUUGAAGUGCUGUGCGAGAGCAUUUCACAGAGCAUCCUUACCCGGGAAUACUUGGAGCUGCGCCACGGAUUCCAGGACGACGGCUUAGUUGGUCUCCUGAACCUCAUGUCCAAUCUCAUCAAGUACGACACCACCUUCAAGUUCACUCCCAAAGCGCUGUCCUUUAUCGAGCAGUUGAUUGGCUUCCUGUUCGAUAUGCCAUCCCCGGCGGACCGACAGAAGCCAAAGUGCAAGUCUGGCACCUCCAGAGCUGCUGCCUAUGAUCUUCUGGUGGAGCUGUGCCGCGGAUGUGCCACGAAUUACGCAUAUCUCCAUGGCAGACUACUAGCGCAGCACAAAUCCGGACCCAAGCAGCCGUAUCCAUGGGACUACUGGCCCAGGGAUGAGGGAAGAUCCGAGUGCGGUUAUGUUGGACUCACAAAUUUGGGCGCCACUUGCUACAUGGCCUCCUGUAUUCAACACCUGUACAUGAUGCCUCAGGCGCGGGCAGCGGUACUAAGAAUUCCGCCGGCUGGGGCCCAGAAGCAUGCACCCACGCUCUUGGAGCUGCAAAGGAUGUUCGCAUAUCUGCUGGAAUCCGAACGGAAAGCCUACAAUCCUCGCAGCUUUUGCCGAGUUUAUCAGAUGGAUCACCAGCCUCUGAACACCGGCGAACAAAAGGACAUGGCUGAGUUCUUCAUUGAUCUGGUGUCGAAGCUGGAAGAGAUGACACCUGAUCUGAAGCACCUGGUGAAGAGGCUUUUCUGCGGCACUUUGAGCAACAACGUGGUUUCCUUGGAUUGUGGCCACGUUUCCCGCACAGCCGAAGAGUUCUACACGGUUCGUUGCCAGGUUGCGGAUAUGAGAAACCUCCAGGAGUCCCUGGACGAAGUCACCGUUAAGGACACCCUCGAGGGAGACAACAUGUACACGUGCUCGCAGUGCGGAAAAAAGGUCCGCGCCGAAAAACGAGCCUGCUUCAAGAAGCUUCCGCAGAUCCUGUGCUUUAAUACGAUGCGCUACACCUUCAACAUGGUGACAAUGCUGAAGGAGAAGGUCAACACGCACUUCUCCUUUCCCCUGCGCCUCAACAUGUGCCACUAUGUUGAGAAGACGCUCAUGCCGCAACAGUACAAGGAGGAUCGGGAGAAGCGUCAGCGGGAAAAGGAAAGUGAAAGAGCCGAGUCCGGCAGCGAUGAGAAUGCCAACGAAAAGGCGGAAGCCACUCUGGACGCCGACAUCGAAGAGUGCUAUGAGUACGAGCUUGUCGGUGUCACCGUGCACACGGGCACUGCUGAUGGUGGUCAUUACUACAGUUUUAUAAAGGAGCGCACGAAGACCAGCUACCAUCCGCACGAGCGAUGGUUCCUGUUCAACGAUGCCGAGGUGAAGCCCUUCGAUCCCUCCCAGAUAGCGGCCGAAUGCUUCGGUGGCGAGAUGACGAGUAAAACCUACGACUCGGUGACAGAGAAGUACUUGGACUUUAGUUUCGAGAAGACAAACUCCGCCUACAUGCUGUUCUAUGAGCGUCGCCUGCCUGAGCAUCUCCAACGCCGCCACUCCGAGCUGCUGGUCACCCCAACGCCCAGCCCAACCAUAGAGGAGAAGUCUGAGCCGGAGGAAGCCACCAAAAUGGAAACAAGCACUGAAAGUAAGGCGGAUGUGGAUGUGGAAGGGGAUGGAGAUGAGAAGGUAGUGGAGAAGCAGCCAGUGAAGGACGAAAGGCAGCAAACAGAUGUCGGUGAAAAGGAAGUCGCCGAGUCCAAGCCGGUGGAAAUGGAGGUAGAGAGGAAAGAGGAUCCUGCGCCGUCGACGCAAGGCCCAGAUAAAUGCGAAGCUGGGAAUCGGCUAGUUGAGUCAACGAACGAGAAGGAAAAGAAGGAGGUGGAACCCCAAACAGCCAAUUGUGAUAACCAUAAGCCAAGAACCAAUAGCCAGAAUAGAGCGAGGAACGAUUCCCAGCCCUCCACGUCGAAGGCAGCCCAGAAGUUGCUACUAUUUCGUCCAUUGUUGAACAAGGAGCUGGAGGAUUGGAUCUGGCAGGACAACAGGCAGUUCCUGCAAGAUCGCAACAUCUUCGAGCACACUUAUUUCAAUUUUAUGUGGCAGAUCUGUGGCCACAUACCACAGUCCCUGAUCUCGGAAACGGACGUGACCUGCAUGGCAGCCAAAUUGUCGGUAUCAUUCUUCAUUGAGACCUUUAUUCAUGCCAAGGAGAAGCCCACCAUGGUGCCCUGGGUGGAGCUGCUGACGAAGCAGUUUAAUGCCAGCCAGGAGGCCUGCGAGUGGUUCUUGUCGCACAUGUCCUUGGAGCCCUUCUGGCCCGUCCAGGUGCUUAUUCAGUGUCCCAAUCAGAUGGUGCGGCAGAUGUUCCAGCGCUUAGUCAUUCAUGUCAUCCAGCGACUUCGUGCCUCCCAUGCGGAUCUGUAUUUGGACGUUGAAACGGACGAGAACGACAAGGAGCUAAUUGGCCAGGCAUCGUGCGUCACCCGGUUCAUCGGGUCGCUUAUUUCGUUGCUGGAACAUGGAGCACGAUCGCACCUCCGCCAUUUGUCCGAGUACUUUGGUCUUUUGUGUGAGUUCUCGCGCAUGGGAGACGAGGAGGCCAUGUUCCUGCUGCGAAUCGGGAUUCUUAAGAGCCUGGUAGACUUCUACUUGGGUCACAAGCAAUCGGACAGCAUCGACAUUAGCUCGGACAACGAAGACAACUCGUCGGAUGAGGCCCUGUCGGUGGAGAAGAUGCGUCCUGCCUCAUUGGACAAGAUGAUCGCGCUGUGCGCCAGCUUGGUGGAACGAUCCCGGGGCCCGGACUUCCGGCUAAGGCUGUCGCCGAAAGAUUUUAACGCGAUUGCCGGCGGCAAGGGGUUUCCAUUUUUGUACCAACAAAUAAAGGACGGCAUUAAUCCGCACCAGACCAAGCAUUUAAUCCACGCCCUCUGCCGUUGGGAUGAGCGCCUGGCCACCCAGAUCAUCGGCAUGCUCUUCGCCUCGGUUACCAAGCACACCGAGUUGUGUGCCCCUUUCUUCAAACUGCUCACCCUGCUUACAGAGACGCAAGGCGGUCCGGUGGGCCUGCCCUGCUUCACCCAACUCAUCCUGCCGCGUAUGUGGGAUGCCGCCGAGUACUGCCCGCAGUCGGUGCUAGACUGGCUUUCCCUGCAGGCCACCAAGAACAAGAUCGCCCAUGCCUGGAUCCUCCAGUCCGCGGAACAAUGGCUCGAACAGUUCCUCCUUGCUCACGACAACACGCGAGUUAGAAAUGCUGCCGCCUUUCUGCUAGUGGCUCUUGUACCAUCCCAGCCCUUCAGGGCCAACUUUAGAGCCCACUCCCAGCACAAGCUUCUGGCUCUCAAUCCGCACAGCUAUCGGGACAUCAACAGUGAUGCCCAGACGGUCCUGCACCAGGUUAUUAACCUGCUUCUGCGCCUGCUGCGACCAGCCAGGGUCUAUGCAGACAUUGGAGCCCAUGGUACCACCAAGUUAACCGCCUAUUUCAACCUGCUCAGCUACUGUAUGGUUUCAAAGACUGAAAAACUAAUGAUAGGACCGUUCAUGCGCUCCUUGUGGGAGCUGUUCCAUCCCCGCCUCUCGGAGCCAAGUGUUCCGGCCCAUCACAACAAGCACGCCCUUCUGACAUUCUGGCAUCAUUCUCUUGUGGACUGUCCGGAGAAUGCUGCCCAAGUUGCCAACUGUCCGGAAAUCACGCGCAAUAUUGCAUUUAACUAUAUUCUGGCCGACCAUGACGACGCGGAGAUAGUCACCUACAACCGAUCUAUGCUGCCCGCCUACUACGGACUACUGCGAUUGUGCUGCGAGCAGAGCCGAGCUUUGACGCGUCAGUUAUCCCAGCAUCAGAACCUGCAGUGGGCCUUCAAAAAUAUCACUCCACACCCCACCCAAUACGCGUCAGCGGUGGACGAGCUCUUCAAGUUGAUGGCUCUGUUUGCCACUCGUCAUCCGGAUGCCAGUGAGCAGGAGAAGCUCGAUGUCACCCAAUUCCGCAGAGCAGUAAUUGUGGCGUACACCAGCAGCUUGGAUGCUCGAGUUUCCUGGUCAACACUGAUCAAUGCUCUCAAGAUUCUUGUGGACAACGAGGAGGACCGAAUGUUGGUGAUCUUUAAUGGCGGCAUCGAAAUGUGCUUCGAGGCACUGCACACGCUGCAUUCCAUGCACCAUGAGGCUACCGCCUGCCAUGUGGCCGGCGACCUCUUUGACCUGCUGGGCGAAAUGCUGUUGCUUCUUGCAACGCUCCGCACUCGCACCGAUAGUCCUGCCCAGAAGAAGCAACAGCAGCAGCAGCUGGAACAUCAGUUGCAGUUGCAACAGCAACAGAUGCUGCAAAAACAACAGCAGCAGGCACAGUCGCAGUCCCAGGCCCCGCAGACGCCACAGCAGAAGGAGAAGCAGUUGCAGCAACAGAUGCAGCAGCACCUGCAACUGCAACAGUUGCAGCAGAUGCAGCUCCAGCAGCAGCAUUUCCUGCGCCAGCAACACCAGCACUCCGCCUUGGCCAAGGCUUUGCCGGACGCAAUCAAGCGGCUGGCGACACUCUUAAACACAUUCAACUCGCCAGAGAUAAGUCGCAUGGCGCUGGAAGUCCUGAAGGAGCUGGUGCGCAACACCAGUCUAGAAGCCACCAGCAUUUUGGCACCCAUUCUGAUCAAUUGUCAUCUUUCUGUCGCGAACGCUCCCAAUGCCAUUGGUCCCUUGGGACCCUAUUUUCCACGUCGCGGUGCAAAGCACUCGCCAUGGCCAUUGGGGGCUAAGAAUUCACCAAGACCACCGCGUCCGAUGGUCCAGAUGUGCAUAGCUUUGGGUGAGCUGACUCCACGUGGCUUGGAUGCGGAGUACGAUGCCCAGGUUGAGGCAUUCUAUAGGCCGUACCAUGACUUCAUCGACGUAAUGAUGCGGAUGUGCGUCAAUACGGGCACCUUGAAUGACACGCUGGUCAAACUGCACUGUUUGGUGGCCAUCGAGUCGACUCCACUGCACUUUAACUUCUUUCCUAAGUUUUGGGUGGGCAUUCACAACAAUGCCAUCACGCACAAAUACGUUGAGCUUCUUGUUAAGAACCAACUGCUGGUGGAAUACUUACACAAUGUUCUGCGGGACGAGCGCAGUAUGUUGAAGGAUGCAUGCGUACGCGAGUUCCUCGAACUGUACUACCACAAGGUGGCCUCUCAGCUCCCGGUAGCUCGCAUGAUCUACACGAUCAACUAUGGCAUGCACUCCAAGGACGACAUAGACGAGUUGUGUGGCGACCUGUUCGCUAUCCGUAUCAUUGCUCAAGCUACUGGAGUGCCGGCGUCAGUGCGAAAAGAACUUCGCGGAUCCCUAAGGGCUCUGCAAAAUAAGAGCGAGAGGUUCAGAAAAGAGGCGGAGCGAGAUCAAUUCCCUAAUAAAAAGCAGAAGCGUGAUCCCCUUAAAGAAAAGGAGCAUAUGCGAUCUGAGAGUGAAAGUUCAGAUAAACCGACAGAUGUAUCCAUGGAAGAACCCAGUGGCAGUCAGCCAGAUACAGAAGCCACCGUCAAGCCGCCCACGCCGGCCGGCAGCGAGGAUGAGCAGAUGGAAAAGACCUCAAUUCCUUCGUCUGACGACGAAACAGAGCUCGAGGACGAGCUGGAACCAACGCCCAAGCGCAAUAAGAAGGCGGCCAAGAAGACAGCACAGGAUCGCCUCAACGAAGAGCGCGAGAAGCGGCUGCUGACACUAAACACCAUGGAAUCUUAUAUUCAGAACAUUUUCGCUAUUCUGAAACGAGAUUUAAGUAUCCCCUGUGCCGGGUUGAGUAAAGAUGCCAGCGAGGAGACAUCAAGCGAGGCAUCGACAUCAGCUGGGGCAGCAUCAAAGGUAUUAGCUCGCCCGAAAGGUGCCUCCACUCCGCCAGAGCCCAUGCCUGAGGCGAGCGAUGCACGGGUCUCCAACAUGGAGACGGAAAAUGAGGCGACAGCAAAUGGAAGCCAGCCAGACGAGUCCCCGGCAUCGAAUAGUGGUGAUGCAUCAGUAAGGGCGCCUGCCCAGGUGUCCUCGGCAGCUGUUGCAUCCACGUCGCAGGCGACGAGUCCGACACAGAUUUAGUUGUCAUUCAACGAUUUGCUCAGCAUUUUGUUCUUCGGCAAGCCAUUGGACUGAUAGUGGGUUCCUGGGGCUGAGGAAGGCUGAGCUCCUAAUCUGUAAGAAUUUGUGGCCAAAGGUCAUUGUUAGGUACACUUAGGCAACCCAAGGUUGGUGCUAAUGGUUGACUUGGGGGGCAUAUCCACUCCCAAAUCCACACUCCACACACAGACAGACUAAUGAGCGAUACAAGCUAUAUGGCCUGAUUCCGAUUUCCCAUUCGGAGCUAAACGAAUUGCUGGAAGGGAAAUUGGGUCGAUGGGGCUGAUAGAUACUUAGUUAAGCUUAGCCUACCAGCAUCUUAAACAAGAAAGUAAACAUUAAAUAGCACUGUAACACAAUCCCAUUCAACAACAUACCCGACCGAUACAUACAUAUAUUCAAUAUAUAGCGAUAAAUGUAUUUAAUGUAAGACUUUCGAGCACGCAACCUCCCACAGACAAGCUACCGUAACAGAUCCCUUUCAAAAAUGGUUAAUUAAGAGAAAAGUUUAAACGAUCCAAUGGAGAAAUUUGUUAUGCCAAAAAGAGAAAGGAUGUGAAUUAGAGGCAGCAUUAUACUACAAAUUAUGUGUUUGUUUAAACAAGAGCAGUUGAAGAAGUCUCAUUCUUCAAUGAAACGGCUUACGAGACGCUAAUAUCUAUAUAUGUUGUAUUAGAAUCAUUAAGUAUCAUUUGUAAAAGGAUGCUAAGAUCACUUGCUUACUUAUUUUUCACGCCCAUAUUUCCUCCACGCCACCACGCCCCCACGCACCAUAAACGAUAUAUGUUAGAAGUGAACAGAUAUUAUUAUAUUAGAAACUAAAAAACCUUUUUAACUAUUGGAUGUGUUAAAAUAUGUCAUAAUCAUUUUCAAUGUAAAUUGCAUAACGCAGCCACCAAUCGAUCAGUUUUUAGUUCAAGUCCAAUAGGGAUACUAUGUAAUGUUUAGUGCUUAAGGAGUGUAGAGAGAGUUGUUGUCCCGCGGUGAAACACAACAGGACAAAAAUGAUAAAGUUAAAUAAAGUAACUGGCCAGCCCCCAGAAGGGUCGCGUAUAUUGAUAGUUAUAAGCACACACACAACACACCCACACACACCCUACAGUAAUGAUCGAAAACCACGGAAUGUAAUGUUGAAAAACAAAAUAAAUUAUAAACUCCAAAAAUAAAUUGCAACACACACAAAUCAUGAGAAUAAUAAGUUUAAAUGAUAUGUAAUUAAAAA
Drosophila ananassae is the source of this 13298-nucleotide messenger RNA. RefSeq names its product ubiquitin carboxyl-terminal hydrolase puf (gene puf). Bases 389 to 12058 code for a protein of 3889 amino acids. Gene Ontology annotation, cellular component: nucleus; cytosol. NCBI's taxonomy places the organism in Eukaryota, Metazoa, Arthropoda, Insecta, Diptera, Drosophilidae. Gene Ontology annotation, molecular function: cysteine-type deubiquitinase activity; cysteine-type endopeptidase activity. The record is from RefSeq and is a predicted model, not a curated record. The transcript has 20 exons. Gene Ontology annotation, biological process: protein deubiquitination.